Messenger RNA from Euleptes europaea (tarantolino), 243 nucleotides. It is a transcript of the gene SVBP, whose product is annotated as small vasohibin binding protein. The record is from RefSeq and is a predicted model, not a curated record. NCBI's taxonomy places the organism in Eukaryota, Metazoa, Chordata, Lepidosauria, Squamata, Sphaerodactylidae. The coding region runs from base 1 to 237 and encodes 78 amino acids. Gene Ontology annotation, biological process: protein secretion; negative regulation of protein ubiquitination. Gene Ontology annotation, cellular component: apical part of cell. The transcript is spliced from 2 exons.
AUGGAGGCCGGCGGCGCCCGCCGCGAGAAGCCCCCGCCCGCCCCCGCGCCCGCGCCGCCCCCCCGCGCCCGCGACCCGCCCGGCGGCCCCCGCGACAAGGCCAAGCAGCGCGCCGCGCAGCACGAGCUCAAGCAGCGGCAGCGCGCAGAGAUCUACGCCCUCAACAGAGUGAUGACGGAGCUGGAGCAGCAGCAGUUCGAUGCCUUCUGCAAGCAGAUGCAGGCGUCUGGCGAGUGAGGGCCU